AUGUCAAACAUUUCAGGUGAAGAUACUAAUAAUAAUAAUGGUAGUUUCUCCUCAGAAGAACAACUACAGGAGAAUGAAGAACAGCAACAGUUGCAAUUACAAAAUCACCCUCAUCAUCAUCAUCAUCAUGGUUCAAGUUCUUCUAGUGCUUGCAAAAACAACAACUCCACAAGUCAAGAACAAAAGCAACAAGUUGGAAUCAAGAAGAAAAGAAACCAACCUGGAAAUCCAGAUCCAAAUGCAGAAGUGAUUGCAUUAUCACCAACCACAUUAAUGGCAACAAAUAGAUUCAUAUGUGAGAUAUGCAACAAAGGGUUUCAGAGGGACCAAAACCUUCAGUUACAUAGGAGAGGUCACAAUCUACCAUGGAAGCUAAGGCAAAGAGCAACAACAGAAGAGGCGAUGAAGAAGAGGGUGUACGUGUGCCCCGAAAAAUCGUGUGUGCACCAUAACCCUGCCCGAGCACUGGGGGACCUCACUGGGAUAAAGAAACAUUACAGCAGGAAACAUGGUGAGAAGAAGUGGAAAUGUGACAAGUGUUCAAAGAAAUAUGCUGUUCAAUCUGAUUGGAAGGCUCAUCUGAAAACAUGUGGCACUAGGGAAUAUAAAUGUGAUUGUGGAACUAUAUUCUCCAGAAGGGACAGCUUCAUAACACACAGGGCCUUUUGUGAUGCAUUAACUGAGGAAAACAACAGAAUAAAUCAACAAGGAUUAACAAAUGGGGUGCCACAAAACUUGCAAAAUGAACAAGUCUCUGAUCUUAUAGCCACAAUGCCCCUAAGCAACAGUAAUGCAUCAGAACUCAACAGCAAUAACCAUAACAAUCCACUUAGAACACUCUCACAAGAGAUUGUACCUGUGCCAUUCAAGUCCAUGAGCAUUGGUGGGGGCAUUUUCUCCCCAACAAGUUCAUCAUCAGGUACACUAUUUGGUGGUCCAAAGAGCAUGCACCCUCUUCCUACCUCUUCUUCAAGCCUUCAACUCAGUUCCAACAACUCCACUGGUUUCAAUUACUUCCAAGAUAGCAGCAAGAACUUGGGUCUAGUUUCCAGCUCAGCUCACAUGUCUGCAACUGCAUUAUUGCAGAAAGCAGCACAAAUGGGUGCUGCUGCAAGCAGCAGCAGCAUUAACUCCCCCAUGAUGCAAAAACCCUUUGUUACUACCAUGGCCGGUCCUGACCAAGUUUCUGGUGCUGCUACGGCUAUGCAGCACCAUAACCGUAAUAACCCUCCUUCCUAUGAUCAUCACUUCAAUCCACAGGCUGAUCAAUUUUUUCAUAAAAGGCAGCAAGAAAUGCCACUGAUAUUUGAAGCUAAUAACAAUAGUAAUGAUGGGUCAACAACA
Molecule: messenger RNA, 1344 nt
Organism: Arachis duranensis
Lineage: Eukaryota; Viridiplantae; Streptophyta; Magnoliopsida; Fabales; Fabaceae
Product: zinc finger protein JACKDAW-like
Exons: 3
Cellular component (GO): nucleus
Molecular function (GO): DNA-binding transcription factor activity
Source: RefSeq, a predicted model, not a curated record